UAAAGACAAGGGAGGCAGCCAAAAGGCGACGCACCAUUAGCCAAGGCCAGCAACAGCGCAAGCACGCAGCUUUGCCUCCCUUCCCUUCCCUUCCACUCCCCGCCUCCACUCCUCACUCACUGCGCGCGGCCACUCCACUGCAUGCCCCGCCUCCCCAAACCCUAGUAACUCCCAACCCUCCGAGCGGAGCGAUACCCUGGUCUGUGGUCUCGCCAGUGCCGCGCUGCACCCGGGCAUGCCGCCGCCAUUGGGUGGCGCGGUCGAGGCCCACUGAUCCGUCCGCCGGGGAGCCGCCGCCGCCGCCGCUGUUCCUCCCUCGGUGUCCACUGGGGAGGAGUGGAGAUCCCGCCGGAAGCGGAGGGAGGAACCACCUCUGCUGUCGCAAGUUCUGCGGUGCUGACAUUGGUGAAAGAUGAGGAUCAAGCUUGCCUGUUUGCUUCUCAUCUUUGUGCAAGUGCAACGAGUGGUCCUUGGAACGCAUGAUGUGUACAUUGUCACCAUGGAAGGGGAUCCGGUUGUGAGCUACCGAGGCGGCGUUGAUGGAUUUCCAGCAACUGCUGUGGAUUUGGACGAGGAAAUGGAUGUUACCAGUGAGGCUGUCACAUCGUACGCCCUCCACCUCCGAGGGCACCAUGAUAAGCUCCUAGACUCGCUUUUAGUAGAAGGAACUUACGAGAAGCUUUAUAGCUACCACCAUCUUAUCAAUGGCUUCGCAGUUCACAUGUCGUCCCUGCAGGCUGAGUUCUUGAGGAAAGCCCCAGGAGUUAAGCAUGUUGAGAGAGACAUGAAGGUACAGAAAUUGACUACACACACGCCUCAGUUUCUAGGAUUGCCAACUGGGGUGUGGCCAACAGGAGGUGGACUUGAUAGAGCUGGUGAAGAUGUUGUGAUCGGUUUCGUGGAUUCUGGAAUUUACCCUGAACAUCCAAGCUUCGCUGCGCACAAGACUGAUCCUUAUGGGCCUAUUCCUCAUUAUAAAGGGAAAUGUGAGAUGGAUCCAGUAACACAAAGAAGUUUCUGUAAUGGGAAGAUAGUUGGAGCCCAGCAUUUUGCAAAAGCUGCAAUGGCUGCUGGCGCGUUCAAUCCCGAUGUUGAAUUUGCAUCUCCAUUAGAUGGUGAUGGUCAUGGAAGUCACACAGCUGCAAUUGCUGCUGGAAACAAUGGGAUUCCGGUGCGAAUGCAUGGUCAUGAAUUUGGCAAAGCAAGUGGUAUGGCCCCACGUGCUAGGGUAGCUGUCUACAAGGUUCUUUACAGGCUUUUUGGUGGUUACGUAGCUGAUGUUGUGGCAGCUAUUGAUCAGGCUGUUCAGGAUGGUGUAGACAUUCUCAACCUUUCUGUUGGACCCAAUAGCCCACCAACAGCUACAAGGACUACUUUCUUGAACCCUUUUGACGCUGCACUUCUUUCUGCUGUGAAAGCUGGGGUAUUUGUUGCCCAAGCUGCAGGAAAUGGUGGACCAUUUCCAAAAACACUGGUGUCUUUCAGCCCAUGGAUAACCACUGUUGCUGCUGGAGUUGAUGACCGCAGAUACAAGAAUCAUUUAACACUAGGAAAUGGAAAACUUAUUUCUGGGCUUGGAGUAUCACCUGCAACACAUGGGAAUAUGUCAUUCAGCCUGAUUUCUGCAGCUGAUGCUUUACUGGGUUCAUCUUCAACCAAGUACAGUGCAUUAGACUGUCAGAGGCCAGAACUAUUGAAUAAGAGGAAAGUUCAGGGGAAAAUUCUUUUGUGUGGCUAUUCAUUCAAUUACAUUUCUGGGACAGCUUCAAUAAAGAAAGUGUCUCAGACGGCCAGGAAUCUCGGGGCAGCUGGCUUUAUUGUUGCUGUGGAGAAUAGUUACCCAGGAACAAAAUUUGACCCUGUACCAGUCAGCAUCCCUGGAAUUCUCAUCACAGAUGUCAGCAAAACAGAGGAUCUUAUAGACUACUACAAUUCUUCCACCAUAAGAGAUUGGGCUGGAAGGGCUACAGCCUUUAAAGCAACCGCAGGUAUUGCAGAUGGUUUGGCACCAACACUAUACAAUUCAGCUCCUCAGGUUGCGCUGUUCUCUUCUCGAGGACCUGAUGUUAAAGAUUUUAGUUUUCAAGACGCUGAUGUUCUUAAACCAGACAUACUUGCACCUGGCAAUCUUAUAUGGGCUGCAUGGGCACCUAAUGGAACAGAUGAAUCAAAUUAUGCUGGUGAAGGAUUUGCAAUGAUUUCUGGAACUAGCAUGGCUGCACCGCAUAUUGCUGGCAUUGCAGCACUGAUAAAACAGAAGAACCCAAAAUGGAGCCCCUCAGCAAUAAAAUCUGCCCUGAUGACAACGGCCAAUACACUGGACAAAGGGAGCCAUCCUCUUAGAGCGCAGCAGUACACUGCAUCAGAAAUGAUGACACUCUCACGGGCCACACCAUUUGAUUGUGGUAGUGGCGCAGUUAACCCAAAAGCUGCCCUUGAUCCUGGUCUUGUUCUAGAUGCAACCCAUGAAGACUACAUCACAUUUUUGUGCUCGAUCCCUGACGUCAAUCAGAGCGAAGUAUCAAACAUAGCGGGUUCAGCUUGCAACUCCAACUCCAAGGGACAACGCCCUUUUGACCUCAACAUCCCCUCAAUUGCCAUCUCUCAGCUUCGAGGCACGGUGACAGUGAAGCGGACCGUCACAAGCGUGUCUGACGAAACUGAGACCUACACCAUGAUGACAAGAAUGCCGCCAGAGGUUGCCCUGGAGGUGACGCCUCCGGCGGUGACCGUGCUCCCUGGAGCAUCAAGAGAGAUAACUGUGACCCUGACAGCUAGGUCUGUUACGGGCACCUACAGUUUCGGUGAGAUUGCCAUGAAAGGUGACCGUGGUCACCUCGUCAGAAUCCCAGUGGUAGCUAUGGGAUUCAAGUAGAUAGAAGAUGCUGUGACAGGCGCUAGAGAGUAGAGAAUAGGAGAGCGAGUUGUGGCUCUGAAAUCCGAGGCCUUGAGCUGCAGAGGAAUGCUGUAAUUUUUUCAUAGCCUGUAGAGAAUAAGAGUUAGCACAGUGCUGUACCUGUACGUGUUAUGCAUGCCCUCCAGGUUGUAAAAUAUAUAUUUGGGUGUUUAAGCCUA
Sorghum bicolor (sorghum) is the source of this 3075-nucleotide messenger RNA. RefSeq names its product subtilisin-like protease SBT2.5. Gene Ontology annotation, biological process: proteolysis. Gene Ontology annotation, molecular function: serine-type endopeptidase activity. Lineage: Eukaryota; Viridiplantae; Streptophyta; Magnoliopsida; Poales; Poaceae. The transcript has 11 exons. The coding region runs from base 413 to 2875 and encodes 820 amino acids. The record is from RefSeq and is a predicted model, not a curated record.